CCAAACCAUGUCAACACCAGUUCUUCAUCCCUAACGAAAAAUACGCUAAUUUCUCACUGUUUAUUCAUCGCUAAAAGAAAAAUGGAAGGCGUAGCAAAGUCAAAGAAGGGUGCCGGAGGAAGAAAGGCCGGUGGUCCAAGGAAGAAGGCGGUUACCCGCUCUGUCAAGGCCGGACUCCAGUUUCCCGUCGGUAGAAUUGGGCGUUUUCUGAAGAAAGGACGUUAUGCGCAGCGUGUUGGAAGCGGUGCUCCGGUUUACCUCGCCGCUGUUCUUGAAUACCUUGCCGCUGAAGUGCUAGAGUUAGCUGGAAAUGCUUCUAGGGACAACAAGAAGACCAGAAUCAUUCCAAGGCAUCUUCUGUUGGCCAUUAGAAAUGAUGAAGAGCUUGGGAAAUUAUUAGGUGGAGUUACGAUUGCUCAUGGUGGUGUUCUUCCAAAUAUCAAUCCAGUUCUAUUGCCUAAGAAGACUGCUGCCAAGGAGCCAUCAACUCCAUCUAAAGCUGCUAAAUCUCCAAAAAAAGCUAAGAAGGCUGAGUAAAUUAUUGACGUUAGAGUUUGUAGUUCUGUUUUGGUUAAGAUCACAUUAUAAGUUUGUAUGCUGAUGCUGAUCAAGAUUUAAUGAGUGAAACGACUUGUUUCUUACAAUUCUCGCUGCAUAUACAUUCGUAUGAUUUAAUCACUUGUUCCUAUGCUUGAUCCAUCGUUUAUCUUCAUCUGGCACGUAAAUUUCUGAAUUAGAUCAUUAAUUAAUAGAACCAUUAUAUGGGUUUAAUAAAACAAAAAAAAAAUAUGUACGAG
Lactuca saligna is the source of this 797-nucleotide messenger RNA. NCBI's taxonomy places the organism in Eukaryota, Viridiplantae, Streptophyta, Magnoliopsida, Asterales, Asteraceae. The record is from the annotation of a GenBank genome assembly.